Messenger RNA from Rhagoletis pomonella (apple maggot), 2035 nucleotides. RefSeq names its product probable methylmalonate-semialdehyde dehydrogenase [acylating], mitochondrial. The transcript is spliced from 3 exons. Gene Ontology annotation, cellular component: mitochondrion. The record is from RefSeq and is a predicted model, not a curated record. Gene Ontology annotation, molecular function: malonate-semialdehyde dehydrogenase (acetylating, [NAD(P)+]) activity; methylmalonate-semialdehyde dehydrogenase (acylating, NAD+) activity. Bases 149 to 1711 code for a protein of 520 amino acids. Gene Ontology annotation, biological process: L-valine catabolic process; thymine catabolic process. Lineage: Eukaryota; Metazoa; Arthropoda; Insecta; Diptera; Tephritidae.
AAGUGCCUGGCAGUCGAAAGACAUUUCAGUUUUAGUGGAGCCACCGGCUGGUCUGGUUCAUUCUCUUUUCGACUGUGCUUGCGAGAAAGCGAUUUUGAUUAUAUUUUUUCUUAACUAUUUCGCUGUGACGUGGACAAUUGUUGGCAAAAUGUCUUUAGUUCGCUUAAUUGGCGCUGAGUGCCGCUUAUUGGCUAAGCGCAGCUAUUCUUCCGCUCCCGCCACCACAAAAAUGUUCAUUGAUGGCAAAUUCGUGGAGUCAAAAACCAAAGAAUGGAUCGAUUUGCACGAUCCCGCCACCGACGAUGUCAUCAGUCGCGUGCCAAAGUGCACACAAGCUGAGAUGCAGGCUGCCUUGGAGUCCAACAAGAAAGCCUUCAAAUCGUGGAGUCAGCAAUCUGUGUUGUCGCGCCAGCAGGUCAUGUUCAAAUUGCAGGCACUAAUCAAGGAGAAUAUGGGCGAAUUGGCCAAGAACAUCACCAAGGAACAGGGCAAGACACUGGCUGAUGCUGAGGGGGAUGUAUUGCGCGGCUUACAGGUGGUUGAGCACUCCUGCAGCAUUCCCUCGCUCGCCAUGGGUGAGACUGUGUCUAAUGUAGCACGCGACAUGGACACCUACUCGCUGGUUUUGCCACUGGGUGUGACCGCCGGCAUCGCGCCAUUCAACUUUCCCGCGAUGAUACCACUUUGGAUGUUCCCUGUCGCCAUCACCUGCGGCAAUACCAUGCUGCUGAAACCUUCGGAGCGUGUACCUGGCUCGACUAUGCUACUGAUGGAGCUGCUCAACGAAGCUGGCUGUCCACCCGGCGUUGUUAAUGUCAUCCAUGGCCAGCACGACGCUGUCAACUUCAUCUGCGAUGCACCUGAAAUCAAGGCGGUGUCCUUUGUAGGCUCCGACGCCGCCGGCAAGUACAUUUACGAACGCGCGGGCAAAAAUGGCAAACGUGUACAGAGUAACAUGGGCGCCAAGAAUCAUGGCGUGAUCAUGGCCGAUGCAAACAAAGAGAACACCUUGAACCAAUUGGCUGGUGCUGCUUUCGGUGCUGCGGGUCAAAGAUGUAUGGCGCUUUCAACUGCCGUCUUCGUUGGCGAAGCACAGAAAUGGAUACCCGAUUUGGUAGAACGUGCCAAAAAGCUGAAAGUGAACGCUGGACAUGUGCCCGGAACUGAUGUUGGGCCGGUAAUAAGCGCGCAAUCGAAAAAACGUAUUAACGACCUCGUUGAAUCUGGUGUAAAGGAGGGCGCUAAGCUUAUAUUGGAUGGACGCAACGUUAAGGUACCUGGUUACGAGGCUGGCUACUUCAUCGGCCCCACUAUUCUCUCCGACGUCAAGCCCGAUAUGCAGUGCUACAAAGAGGAAAUUUUCGGUCCCGUGCUAGUGAUCUUGAAUGCCGACACCCUCGAUGAAGCCAUUCAAACGGUCAAUGCGAAUCCCUACGGCAACGGCACUGCCAUCUUCACCACCAAUGGCGCCACCGCUCGCAAAUUCGUCAACGAGAUCGACGUGGGCCAAGUUGGUGUUAAUGUGCCCAUCCCUGUGCCCCUUCCUAUGUUCUCGUUCACCGGCACACGUGGCUCGUUCCGUGGAGAUCAUCACUUCUACGGCAAAAUGGGCAUCAAGUUCUACACCCAAACUAAGACCGUGACACAGCUAUGGCGCGAAACGGAUGUGACGCACACACAGGCGGCCGUGGCAAUGCCGACUAUGAAGUAGAGGCCUAAAGGCUAUUUAGAUUUUACCAAAUGCUAUGCACAAAGUUAAGUGAUAGUGCCAGGCGUAAGUCUACCAAUUGCAAGUGGCUUAGAGUCGAAGACCGAAACCGAAAUGGGAAGGUACCUUCAUACAUAAGUAUAUAAAUAUAUUUUUAUAUUCGUAGAUUUUCAUAAAAAACCAUAUAAGGAAACGUUGCAUUUAUUUUUGUUUAUUUUGUUAAGGAUGUAAAGAUUUUAAGGACUUGUUUGUUGUACUAAAGGUAAAGAUAUAAAAGCACAUGAUACAUACUCUGAUAUUGAAAUAAAAUAAUAAUAAAUAAUAAAG